CGCAAUUCCUGGAACAAUAUUCCAAUUUUCAGGAGAGAGAAAGAACUCUUGACCGCAACAAUGAGGGCGCAGGAGCGGAGUUUAAACUCGUAUAAGUCAAAUAAUUGAGAGCAGCGCGAUGAAGAAAAUUUCUGUUAUUCACUGCUGGUCUGCUCCGCGAAGUCGAUCUACGGCGCUAAUGUAUAGCUUCGAGGCUCGAGGAUCUGACUGCGCUGCGCUGGAUGAACCGCUGUACCGCGAAUGUCUGAUUCAACGCGGCGAUGCGGUUGCCCGGCCAUACCGUAACGAACUCAUUAACGGCACACCUCCAUCUGGGAGCAUAACAGAUCAAGUAGAUGUGUGGCGUUUGCCUGAAAACGGUGUCGUCUUUUGUAAACACAUGGCGAAACAUUCGUUUCUUUACGACUUUCAGGAGGAAUUUUUCGCGGAUGACCUGAACAUUAAGCUCAUUCACAAGCAUCUCUUCUUAAUUCGCGAUCCCGUGGCAGUCCUAUCGUCUUGGGGAGCGUCGGACUCAGUGCAUGGAAGCAGCGCCACUCCUGACGAAGUUGGGAUUGUUCCCAUGCUCUCCAUCUUUUCGGCUCUCUGCAGCCGUCCCCACAGAAUACGCUCUAUUGUUUCGUUCCUUGAUUCGGACGAACUAGUCAAAGAUCCGGAGAGAACUCUGGGAUCAGUUUGCGAAGACCUGGGUAUCCCGUACAAAGAAUCAAUGAUGUCGUGGCCAAGCGGUCCUCAUGCUUGCGAUGGACCCUGGGCUUCCUGGUGGUAUAGCGACGUGCAUCAAUCGACAGGAUGGAAACGGAAAACACCCGACUAUGGGGCUAGUCGGUACCGAAUUCUGAAUCCCGAUUUAAUGGAUGCGCUAAAGGUCUCCUAUCCUGCCUACGAGUUCUUGAGUAAACUUACUAGGGGAUAUCAAAAGCGGGGUCCCUCAACCAAAACACUGUAUGAAGACCCAAGAAACGAGCAUUUACUGACUUACAUCGGCGCCCCAGGUCGAGGCAGAAUAAUUCCGAGAUCCAUGGCUGGUGUGAGUCCGUGGGAUUCAUCAGUACAAGGCGGAGACGCUGCAUGGGAAGGACUCCGAGUAUACCGUGGAAAAGUGCUUUCGUUGGAUAAACACCUUCAGCGUCUUUUUAAAUCGUCGAAAGCGCUAGGUUUUGAGAACGUGCACACCAAGGCAGAAGUAGUGGAAGCCAUUUUCCGCACGCUGGCAGCGAACGGUAUGCGGGACGGGGCACACAUGCGUCUUACAUUGACACGAGGUGAAAAGUGUACCAGCAGUAUGAAUCCAAAGUUUAAUGUAUACGGAACGACGUUGAUCAUUCUAGCCGAAUGGAAGCCCACGGAGGGUGCCACGACCUACAACAAUACUUCCGGUAUUGCGUUGAUUUCUGCGUCUCAACGGCGAAACUCACCUCAGACGGUGGACUCCAAAAUCCACCACAACAAUUUGAUCAACAAUAUUCUGCCAAAGAUUCAAGCAAACUUGGCGGGAUGCGAUGAUGCAAUUAUGCUCGAUCUCGAGGGUUUUGUAUCGGAGACAAACGCUACCAACAUUUUCAUGGUUGAUAAUGGAGUGCUGUUGACGCCGCAUGCUGAUCAUUGUCUGCCAGGGAUCACUCGAGCUACCGUUUUGGAACUGGCGAAAGAAAUCAAUAUACCUACCGAAACUCGUCGGAUUUCUCUUGCCGAAUUCCACGCCGCGGAUGAGGUCUUUACUACGGGAACCAUGGGCGAACUGACUCCGGUUCGCAUGAUCGACGGUCGGGUCAUUGGUAUCGAAGGAAAGCGGGGUCCGAUUACUGCCAAACUACAAAAAGUCUAUCAGAGUUUGCCGGAACGUUCUGGUUGGGCUACGGAGAUUCCGCCUUUUGAAGCCUAAGUUUUUGGCAACGGAAUAACUACGAGUAUAAAGGAUGAAUUUAUUGCG
Messenger RNA from Phaeodactylum tricornutum CCAP 1055/1, 1933 nucleotides. RefSeq lists its product with no specific name. The record is from RefSeq and is a predicted model, not a curated record. The transcript has 3 exons. Gene Ontology annotation, molecular function: catalytic activity. Gene Ontology annotation, biological process: carboxylic acid metabolic process. Bases 119 to 1885 code for a protein of 588 amino acids. NCBI's taxonomy places the organism in Eukaryota, Bacillariophyta, Bacillariophyceae, Surirellales, Neidiaceae.